Molecule: messenger RNA, 4640 nt
Organism: Dermacentor andersoni
Lineage: Eukaryota; Metazoa; Arthropoda; Arachnida; Ixodida; Ixodidae
Product: sodium-dependent glucose transporter 1A-like
Biological process (GO): transmembrane transport
Molecular function (GO): D-glucose transmembrane transporter activity
Source: RefSeq, a predicted model, not a curated record
CUAUUGACAGAACAACGACGAAAGGGGCCAACCAGUCAUGGCGUAGGCGUGUAAUAGGGGAGAAACGUGGUGCAAAUAUCCGAAAGAUCUAUACAACAACGCAAACUUAUUAUACCAGCUUUUUAUUUUCAAAAGUGGUUGAAAAGGUGAAAAUGUAGGUGGUUAACCACAGUUGCACUCACUCCUCUGAAAGCAGAACGAUGGGCGGCUUUCACAAUUUGCGAGGCGGGCCAUCGGCAUCGCUCUCACUUGGCAGUAUUUAUUUACUUUCAGGGCCUGGAGGCACUACAGAAAGGAGUGGGGGAAACAUAACAGACAAUUUGUGGAAAUAACAUUGGAUUUAAGCAAAGGCUCGUUGAAUGGCGUUGUUGAAUAUAGUGUCCGUGAUGGCGUCGAUGAAAGUGGAAAGAUGGUCCCAUUCCGUGCUUGUUCGAGGAAUGAAAGAAUCAUUGUAAAGAUUAGUCUUACAUGACAGCACGCCUACUUUAAACUUAUGGGGUUUUACGUGCCAAAACCACUUUCUGAUUAUGUGGCACGCCGUAGUGGGGGACUCCGGAAAUUUCGACCACUUUGGGUUCUUUAACGUGCACCUAAAUGUAAGUACACGGGUGUUUCCGCAUUUCGCCCCCAUCUAAAUGCGGCCGCCAUGGCCGGGAUUCGAUCCCGCGACCUCGUGCUUAGCAGCCCAACACCAUAGCCACUAAGCAACCACGGCGGAUGCACGCCUACUUUAAAGCAAUGAUCUGAACGAGAUGAAACAUAAAACGGCUGCGUGAGAAGCUGCUUUUUUAAUACAGGGUUGAAGUGCAAAAUUUUAUGGAAUAGCGAAAGGCGAGCGCAUUUUCCACGGUAUGAAAGAUCUGGUAAGUUUAGGGUAUUUUUCAUUGCUGUAACGCUGGGAUGACGCGAGUAAUUUGAUGAAGUGAAUCUAGCUGCACGGUUUUGGAUAGAUUCGAGGACAACAGAGAGUGGUUUGAGCGGGAUCCCAUAUGGCACAUGGGUGUUCGAGCUUUGAGCGUACCAAUGUUCGGUAAAGAAUUGCUUUAAGGGAUGAAGGCGAAGCUGUAAAAUUACGACGCAGGUAUCCGAGCAUGCGGUUAGCAUUAUUACAGACGUACUCAAUGUGGGUGUGCCAUGAGAGGUUAUUUGGGAUAUGAAGGCCGAGAUACUUGUAUGAGUCAACAGGUGUUAGCUUAUUACUGUUAAGAAAGUAUAAGCGCGUGUUACUGCAUCUUGAAUGGCGGGAAAUUGGCAUAGCUUUACAUUUGGUUACGUUAAGUUGCAUUAGCCAUUUAUUGCACCAGAGUUACACAUUAUUCAGAUCGUUUUGCAGUUUACAUGCAUCAGAUGGAUUAGUAAUUUUAUAGUAAAGUACACAGUCGUCAGCGAAGAGCUUAAUAGAGGAAAAAGUAAUGUAGUCAGGGACAUCGUUAAUAUAGAUGAGGAAAAGCAAUGGACCUAGCAGCGAUCCUUGCGGCACUCCCGAUGUUACAGCAGAGGAAGGAGAAGAGUAAUCAUUAGCUGUUACAUACUGUGUUCUGUUAGUCAGGAAGUCUCUAAUCCAAGAUAAGACGUUAGAAUCAAUAUUAAGUUUGCUGAGCUUAAGGAUCAGUAAAUUAUGUGGGACCGUAUCAAAUGCCUUGGCAAAAUCCAGGAAAAUGCAGUCAGUAUCAAAACCUAGGUCAGCAUUAAAGAACAGGUCAUUGGUAAAGGAUAAUAGCUGAGUUUCACAUGAGAAGUGCUUCCUAAAGCCGUGCUGACAAGGCUUAAAACAUUAACUUGUUUCUAGGAAAUUAACUGUGAAUAAAUGAUGUGUUCUAGAAUUUUGCAAGGAUUUCUGGUUAAUGAGAUAGGGCGAUAGUUCUUGGGUGAAUGUGUAGUACCUGACUUGUGAACAGGAACCACCUUCCCAUCUUUCCAAUCGCCGGGUAGAAUUGAGCAUUGCAAGGACAAAUUUUUUAGAGAGAAUAAUAGAUGAAUACACGGCAGUACAUUUUAGAAUUUUCGUCGUGAUUUCGUUGGGUCCUGCAGGUGAAGGUAUGUUUAGGCCGCUAAUUAGAUUUGUUGCACCGCCCCAAUCAAUGGGGUCCAUGGGCGGGAAAUUCCGAACCGCAGUCAAAGGGUUAGAAAAAGGUGACACUUUAUGAAAAACUGAUGUGAAGGCAUUAUUCAGCACAAUUGCUGCAUUCAUCGGAGGAGCAGCGAUGUCGGAAUGUUCUAAAUGUAUUUGCCUGUUACUUUUGCCGCCAACAACGCUCCAAAAUUUACGAGGGUUACUGCGCAAGUACGAAGGAAGCGUAACAGUAAAGAAAACUUGUUUUGCUUCAGCGACCGCCCGAACAUAAGCAGCGCCUUAGCGGCUUGAUAAUCCGACCAAGGUAUAGGGAGGUACGAACAUUUCGCGCAUCGAAACAAGCGCUUCUUUUUGUUGCGUAGGCGGCGUAAUGUUGCAUUGAACCACGGGGAAACGUUGGUCAGAUUGAACAAUUCUUUUGGGUACAUAACGAUCAAUAAGGUACAGUAAUUUGCUUUUAUUUGCUCCACAAAAAUCACGGAUAUGCUUUACACUUUUUUUUUUAUGCGAACACGAGCUUGUAUAUCAAAUGCAACACUAAGUGAUCACUUAUUCCUGGCUGAUAACUUAUUGCAGAAACAAGGUCAGGUAAGGUGAGCAUUGCUGGAGGAGGGACUCUUUCUUUUUUAGAAGUUGUUCAGAUAGAAAAAUUCUGCUUACAAAAUAUCCACGCGCUUUUGGAAGUAACCGCUGCAGGUACAAACACUACCAAGGGUGAGCUUUGCGUUUCGUCAUAAGGAACUAGCUCCUUAAAAUUGGUUGUCAGUCCCGUUAAGUUCUGCAGGCAGAUGUCGCCGCCGCCACAACGAGAACAGCGUUCUGGUGGUCACGUGCACUCGGAGCAAGUGUCUCGGAAACUGAGCGUGCAGCUCGGCUCAUGGCGACGUCGUGCCUGGGGACAGCGGCACGACACGCAUUUUCUCCGAUGAUCCCAGCCGUCGUAGAGAGACUUGAGAGGGACCCUCUGCAGGUGGAGCCGAUCUGAUAUCAGCCUGGUCAAGAGGAACUCUCUUGAUAAGGAGUCUCGGAGGUCUGAAGGGGUACUUCAACGAUACUAGAGAUUUUCGGAAUCGUGCCGACGCGAGAAGGAUGCUGUCCCCGCGCGCCCAGCUGUGGCUCAAGCUGGGCCGAACCUGCAACCUCAGCCUGGGCUGCCUGGGAAUGGGUCUCAUCCUGGCCUUGACUGGCGUGGCGCUGCUGGACCUGGUCGAGAUAUACGACUCGGACAUAUCAAGCGUGUCGCACCUCAUCACCGCACGCUGCGUCGGCGGCCUGCUCGGCUCCCUACUAGGAGGCAAGCUGUACGACACGUGCAACGUGCAGACCAUGUCUAUACUGAUGAUGGUGCUGGCCUGCGUGACGGUGCUCAUGAUUCCGCUUAGUGGAAGCCUGCCACUGGCGUUCGUCAUGGUCUUCUUCGGCGGAAUCAGCUCGGGUGCCUUCGACACCGGCGCGAAUGUGUGGAUCAUCAACCUGUGGCCGGAGAACAGCAGUCCGGCGCUGCAGGUCUUUCAUCUGGCCUUCGGCGUCGGCUGCAUGGUGGCACCGCUCAUCGCCGAGCCCUUCCUGUCCACGGGUCACGUCGGCUCGUUGCUGAAUCAGACGGGCACCAACCUGAGCGAGUACUUGAUCUUGAACGACACUGGCUACAGCCCGUCAGAGCCCCUGACCGGACGCGAGGGGAGCCGGGUCUACUACGCGUUCGGCAUAGCCAGCGCUUUCCACCUUGCCCUGGUCGUUGCCAUGGUGGCGCUCUACUUGAUCGACGACGCCGACACCAAGCCUCCCCAGGAAGGAAAUGUCACCGUCGGAUGCAGGAAGGAGUCUCCCGAGAACGUGCGCUUUAGCCGCACCAUGCUGGCCCUGCUUAGCGCGUACGUGUGCGUCUACGUGGCGCUCGAGUGCACGUCGUCCCAGAUGCUCACCGCGUUCGCCGUCAAGAGCGAGCUGCACUUGUCCAAAUCGGCGGCGUCUCGCGUCGCGGCCGUCUACUUCUUCUGCUUCGCGGCGAGCCGCCUGGCGGCCGCGCUGGUCACCGUGAAGCUGUCGCCUUUUCAGAUGCUCGUGCUCUCUCACGUCAUCAUCGCCGUCACGGCCGCCGUGUUCCUGGUAUGGGGCUCCAGCAACAGCGCGGUGCUCUGGGCCUGCAGCGCGCUCACGGGCGUAGGCCAAGGUCCAGUGUACGCGGCCGCAGUCGCGUGGACUGUCGCCUACGUUAACAUGAGCAACAAGAUGAUGUCCGUCGUCAUAAUCACAGCAGGCAUCGGCGCGCUGUCGCCGCCCCUUCUAGUGGGUCAGUUCUUAGACCACAGUCCGAACCUGUUCCUCUACGUAUGUUUCGUGGCGGUCUUGCUGUGCGUAGCUUUUUUUGUUGCCAUGCACUUUUACGUUCGAAAAAGGCCGAUACUAAAUGCUGAUAAAGAAGUGUGCGUUAAUGGAACUUACGAAAAACCUCUCGAAAUGCUUUCGCUCUAGCGAUGUCUCCGUACCUACAGCUACACGCACCGCUCCGCAGGGCACGAUCAUCUUCCCAGUAGUGCAAUAAACAUAACCCGGAGCAUUGGAA